Messenger RNA from Anoplopoma fimbria (sablefish), 1098 nucleotides. Its product is annotated as galanin receptor type 1. Gene Ontology annotation, molecular function: G protein-coupled receptor activity. Bases 1 to 1098 code for a protein of 365 amino acids. The record is from RefSeq and is a predicted model, not a curated record. The transcript is spliced from 9 exons. Gene Ontology annotation, cellular component: membrane. Gene Ontology annotation, biological process: G protein-coupled receptor signaling pathway. NCBI's taxonomy places the organism in Eukaryota, Metazoa, Chordata, Actinopteri, Perciformes, Anoplopomatidae.
AUGAGCCUCAGGGAGUGGUAUAGAGUCGUCCUCAGGGAUGGCAGGGAAGAGACGUUGGACCCUUCCUAUGGGCCAAAGGGCUCGUGGGAGCUGUGGGUCCAUUAUCAUGACAACGGUGGAUAUAGCCAAGUUGAGAUGGUCAGUGAACCAUCUCAGCCUCGGCUGAAGAUGAGUGAGUGGUUCAAUGGGACUCUGUUCAUGGAACCUCCGUGGCCGGAGGCAGAGCGGUGGCUGCUGGUGGCUGUGUUGGGACUGGAGAUGGUCAUGGGAGUUGUGGGAAACUGUCUUGUUCUUCUGGUCAAAGUCAUGUGCAGGGGUCAGGUCUGCUCUCGGUAUUGGCUUCCUUUCAUCAGCCUCAGCAUUUCAGAUUUAGGCUGCUCCCUCCUCAUCAUCUCCGGCUCUCUGUUGGCCAUGCUGACAGGAGGUCAGAGGUCACCUUGGUGUGAGGUUGUCAGCCUGCUCAAGUUUGCCUUCAUCACCUCCUCCAUAGGGAGCAUAGCUAUCCUCUGUGUGCAGCAGCUGAUUGGCAUGGCCUCCACAAGAAGUCCUCUCUUUGUUGUCAUAGUAACAGCCUGCUUGGCUUCUUGGGUGACAGGGCUGGUGUUUGGGAGUGUCCCUGUUGUCUACGACUGGAUCAGGUACGACCCUGCAGAGAUGCUGUGCGCUGUCUUCUGGGAGAACAGCUAUUCAGACAUGCUGGUCUACAUUCUCUGUGCUUUCUCCAUCUGUGUCUUCCUUCCCUUCCUGCUCAUUGUCUUCUGCUCUCUACUGAGUGCCGCUGGCUGCUGCUCGAGCUGCAACAGUGAUGAUGAAGCCGAUCUGUCUACAGUCUGUCCUCUGCUGGCGGCCUCCUACGUGCUCUGCUACACCCCCUUUGUUGCGUCUGAGCUGCUCCUGCUGGGCAGGAUGGACCUGUCCCCGGCACCUGAUUGGUUAAGGACACUGUCAUCAGUGAUGUCAUACCUGGACUGUGGUCUGAACCCUCUUAUUUACUGCUCCCAUCAGAACUUCCGGGAGGCGGGCCUGGCCCUGCUUUGGACCAGAAGAAAACCAUCUGCAGAGCCUAUCCUCACUUCUAUCACUAGACAUGAUGUGUAA